This is a messenger RNA of Mycena indigotica, 1818 nucleotides long. RefSeq lists its product as uncharacterized. Lineage: Eukaryota; Fungi; Basidiomycota; Agaricomycetes; Agaricales; Mycenaceae. The record is from RefSeq and is a predicted model, not a curated record. Bases 1 to 1818 code for a protein of 605 amino acids. Gene Ontology annotation, molecular function: heme binding; iron ion binding; monooxygenase activity. The transcript has 10 exons.
AUGGCCUUGCUUCCGCCAGGGCUGCUGCUCCUCGCAAGAGGCAUUCCCAACGUCGUUCUUCCUCCUCUGUCCGUGGUUGUUACCCAUCUACUUGCACGGCGAUAUCUUGGUGUCGAUAUCCUUCCGCCCUCCCUUUCAGGAUGGCAGCAAGGCCUUGUGCUGCUGGCCAGCAUCCCGCUCACGGUUACUUUUCGCAUUUGGCGGGCCAUUAUUCGAGACAAACGCGAUGCGCGGGCCAAGGGAGCUGUUCUGCCGCCCGCCAUGCCCAGUACAAUUGGCGGUAUCGACAUUCUUCGAGAUGCGAUCAUCAAGGCGGAGACCAUGUACCCUGGAGAGGGAGUCUCUGUUCUUAGCGAACAGCUUGGACAACCAAUCAUAAAUUUGCGGAUUUUGUUCGAGAAUCGAAUGGUGACUGGGGAGCCGGAAUAUAUCAAGGCAAUACUCUCGACCCAAUUCUCCAGUUUUGAGAAAGGACCGGAUUCUCGCGAGAUGUUUGGUGACCUUCUGGGGACUGGCGUCUUUCUGGCAGACGGUGAAUUAUGGAAGUUCCACCGUGGAAUGACUCGUCCCUUUUUCAAACGCGACCGCGUCAGCGACUUCGCUCUUUUCGACCGGUACUCGCUCACCGCCAUUCACAAAAUCAAGCAACGCCUCAAUGACGGUUUUGCGGUUGACUUUCAGGAUGUCAUAACGCGUUUCGCUAUGGAUGCUUCUUGCGAGUUCCUUUUCGGCUACGACCCGCGCACUCUCGAAGCUGGCCUGCCGUAUCCACAUACCGCCAUAUCACCUAUCGCAUCGACCACAGUUCUGGACAAAGAUCAUGAAGCCGCUUUGAAGUUUACUGGUGCUAUUGCCCGUGCUCAAGAGUCGACAAUCGGGAGAGGACCAAUGGGCCCCGCGUGGCCAUUGAUGGAAUUCUGGAGCAAUAAGGUCACGAAGGAGAUGCGCGUGAUUCGACAGUUCUUGGACCCAAUUCUGCAAGCGGCGACUGCUAAGGGAAACCAAGAAAAGAUGUCCACCCAGGGUAUUAAGGACCGUGAGGUCCAGGAAGGCGAGACUCUUGUUGAUCAUUUGUCCCAUUACACACAAGACCAAACCAUUCUCCGCGACGAAAUCCUCAAUAUCGGCCUCGCAGGACGCGGCACAACGUCUAGUUUACUCACUUUCGUCAUCUACAUGCUCACCGACCAUCCCCACGUUUUGGCCAAGUUGCGCGCUGAAAUAAUGGAGACUGUCGGUCCAACUCGCGCGCCAACACCCGAUGACAUCCGCGAGAUGAAGUAUUUGCGUGCAGUCUUGAACGAAACCCUCCGACUUCAUCCUCCUGUUCCAGUCAAUAUGCGAUGCACGGCCGAACCUGUUGUCCUUCCACCCAUCAAACCCGACGCAAAACCAUUCUAUAUUCCCGCUAAUACCCAAGUCCCAUUUUCGACCAUCUCCAUGCAUCGUCGACCCGAUUUAUGGGGACCCGACGUGCUCGAAUGGGAUCCUGAGCGGUUCAUUGAUGAACGGCUACAAAAAUACCUGAUCCCCAACCCGUUCAUCUUCCUGCCCUUCAGCGCCGGCCCGCGCAUCUGUCUGGGCCAGCAAUUCGCCUACCACGAGACCUCCGUGUUCCUCGUCCGCCUCCUCCAGAGUUUCUCGGAUAUUUCGCUGGCCAUGGACGCGCAGCCGCCGGAGAGCUACCCGCCCAAGGAAUGGAAAGACCCGGCUCGUGAUUUGCUGGGGUGGAAGCGCCGAGAGCGGCUUUUUGUGAAGAGCCAUGUGACGGCGUAUAUACGAGGCGGGGUCUGGGUGCGUAUGAAUGAGGCAGAGUAG